Xylona heveae TC161 is the source of this 1419-nucleotide messenger RNA. RefSeq lists its product as hypothetical. The transcript is spliced from 2 exons. The record is from RefSeq and is a predicted model, not a curated record. The annotation marks the transcript as partial. NCBI's taxonomy places the organism in Eukaryota, Fungi, Ascomycota, Xylonomycetes, Xylonales, Xylonaceae.
AACGCCAACCAUAUAUUUAACGCUAUCCACUAUUCGAUGCGACAAUGGGGCUCUUCUUUGCACCACAAUGGCAUGUCAUACUUUAUAGCGACGGUGCCGGCUGGUACUGAAUUUUACCAUGGCACUUGGACAUCCGAACCAGUCCAGGGGAUAGAGUGGUUGGCGUUUGAGCCGGAGCAUGCCAUGUUGUUUGCUGUAUCUCGCAGGUCAAGGCGAAAGCCACCGCCGGGAGACAAGCCAGGUAAUAAUAGACCGCCUAGCAGAAGCGACGAUGAUACCCGAUCUCAUGGACGGAAUAAAAUGGCUAGCCCACCAAAAUGGAACGAGCGCUUCCUGCACACCUACGGCGCAAAAAAAAACCUUCGGCUCCUCUACUUGGAUGGCAUGUCGGCGGCCAAAUCGGACAAAGGCACCCUCGAUACCCAAGAUGUCGUUCUCUUAAAUAUAACAAAUGGUGGAUUAAUGAAUGAACUGGAACGAGCACGCGGCAUGUGUGCCCUAGCAGAGAAAGAGUGGGGUAAUCAGAUUGACGGCAUCCUUCGCAUGGAAGGCGGAUUCGAAAUCAUUCUUUGCUCCUUCGCCAAGAACCUGAACACUAUCCGGGUAACGCAGGCAAAAGAACGUCCAAGAAGAGGUGGCAUGCACAUGGGACUCACGAACGAGGCUUUCUUCUCGUAUUAUCAAGCCAUUACCUCACGAUAUCACGGUAUCGGCGGAAACAGAGUUUCCCUAGACUAUGAAAAUUUUGUUACGGCCUAUGAUUAUCCUCACUUCGACUUGUUUCCGGGAAAUGAGAAGCUGCCGCGUUUACAACAUCUUCCAGACGAUGUCAUUACCACUCUUCGGGAAGCGGUGCAGAACCUUGCACUGGCAUCAUCAUCAUCAUCAUCAUCAUCAUCAUCAUCAAGAGUUGGUUUUUCAGAAACACCUUCUUCUUCAGCGGCACCAUUUGACUGGCAGGCUGUCACAGACUUGAUUGUCGCCAGGUAUGCGCCGCGAUUGAGUUAUAUUCGCUCCGGCGCCUUUCCUACAGCAGAGUCUCUCAGAGACGAGCUUGAGAGGACAUUGCAGCCCUUUAUUGAUUUUGAGUUUCGCAAUGAGACGCUCGAGAUCAACCGAUGCGCGAAGUACUUUCUAACAUCCACUCCAGAUCCAGCGGUUACGCUUGCUGGACGCGCAAUUAGUCAAGUCUCGUACCAGAUAUGCUCUACAAUUAGCUCAAUUGCUAGCGGACUGAACGAGAGUGAAGAUGAAGGAAAUGCCGGGAGUCUAGACCAUGCAACGGCCAUGAAACAAGUUGAAGAAUUGAUGGACUACUUAAAUUGGCCCGAGUGGAAGGAGUGUAGAGGAUGCAAGGACGAUGAGGUAUGCGUGGUUCCUGUUUGGCCAUGGGGUGCAAAGAAGGACUGGGAGUCGCCA